Molecule: messenger RNA, 3310 nt
Organism: Lagenorhynchus albirostris (white-beaked dolphin)
Lineage: Eukaryota; Metazoa; Chordata; Mammalia; Artiodactyla; Delphinidae
Gene: VPS41
Product: VPS41 subunit of HOPS complex
Exons: 28
Coding region: 87-2630 (847 amino acids)
Biological process (GO): protein targeting to vacuole; endosomal vesicle fusion; vesicle-mediated transport
Cellular component (GO): late endosome; HOPS complex
Molecular function (GO): protein binding
Source: RefSeq, a predicted model, not a curated record
ACCAGAAGGUUUGCUGUUUUCCAUCCUCCCAGGAGUGGACAUCUUUCCAGGCAGAGAUUCUCAGCCUCUGGUUGAUAAAUGCCUCCAUGAAGAAUGGCUGUAGAAUGCCAGCUCACCUCUCCAUGGAAGAAGAGAGUGAAGAGGAGCCCAAACUGAAGUAUGAAAGGCUCUCCAAUGGGGUAACUGAAAUCCUUCAGAAGGAUGCCGCUAGCUGCAUGACAGUCCACGACAAGUUCUUGGCGCUGGGCACACAUUAUGGCAAGGUUUAUUUACUGGAUGUCCAGGGGAACAUCACUCAGAAGUUUGAUAUAAGUCCUGUGAAGAUAAAUCAGAUUAGCCUGGAUGAAAGUGGCGAACACAUGGGCGUGUGUUCAGAGGAUGGCAAGGUGCAGGUGUUUGGACUGUAUUCUGGAGAAGAAUUUCAUGAGACUUUUGACUGUCCCAUUAAAAUCAUCGCCGUGCAUCCGCAUUUCGUGAGAUCCAGCUGCAAGCAGUUUGUGACCGGAGGGAAGAAGUUGCUGCUGUUUGAACGGUCUUGGAUGAGCAGAUGGAAGUCUUCAGUUCUGCACGAAGGAGAAGGGAACAUACGGAGUGUGAAGUGGAGGGGCCAUCUGAUUGCCUGGGCCAAUAAUAUGGGUGUGAAGAUUUUUGACAUCACCUCAAAGCAAAGAAUCACCAAUGUGCCCCGGGAUGAUAUAAGUCUUCGCCCCGAUAUGUAUCCCUGUAGCCUCUGCUGGAAGGACAGUGUGACACUGAUCAUUGGCUGGGGCCCCUCUGUCAAGAUAUGCUCGGUGAAGGAACGGCAUGCCAGUGAAAUGAGGGACUUGCCGAGCCGAUACGUUGAAAUAGUGUCUCAGUUUGAAACUGAAUUCUACAUCAGUGGACUCGCACCUCUCUGUGAUCAGCUUGUUGUACUUUCCUAUGUAAAGGAGGUUUCCGAAAAAACGGAAAGAGAAUACUGCGCCAGACCCAGACUGGAUAUCAUCCAGCCGCUUUCCGAGACUUGUGAAGAGAUCUCUUCUGAUGCCCUGACUGUGAGAGGCUUUCAGGAAAAUGAAUGUAGAGAUUAUCACUUAGAAUACUCGGAAGGGGAGUCACUCUUCUACAUUGUGAGUCCAAGAGAUGUUGUCGUAGCCAAGGAACGAGACCAAGAUGACCACAUCGACUGGCUCCUUGAAAAGAAGAAAUAUGAAGAAGCUCUGAUGGCAGCUGAAAUUAGCCAAAAGAACAUUAAAAGACAUAAGAUUCUGGACAUCGGCUUGGCAUAUAUAAACCACCUGGUGGAGAAAGGAGAGUACGACAUAGCGGCACGCAAAUGCCAGAAAAUUCUUGGGAAAAAUGCAGCACUCUGGGAAUAUGAAGUUUAUAAAUUUAAAGAAAUCGGACAGCUUAAGGCUAUUAGUCCUUAUUUGCCAAGAGGGGAUCCAGUUCUGAAACCACUCAUCUAUGAAAUGAUCUUGCAUGAAUUUUUGGAAAGUGAUUAUGAGGGCUUUGCCACACUGAUCCGAGAAUGGCCGGGAGAUCUGUACAACAAUUCAGUAAUAGUUCAAGCAGUUCGGGAUCAUCUGAAGAAAGACAGUCAGAACAGAACCUUACUUAAAACCCUGGCAGAAUUGUACACCUAUGACAAAAACUAUGGCAAUGCUCUGGAAAUAUACUUAACGUUAAGACAUAAGGAUGUUUUCCAGUUGAUCCACAAGCAUAACCUUUUCAGUUCUAUCAAGGAUAAAAUUGUUUUAUUAAUGGAUUUUGAUUCCGAGAAAGCUGUUGACAUGCUUUUGGACAAUGAAGAUAAAAUUUCAAUUAAAAAGGUAGUGGAAGAAUUAGAAGACAGACCAGAGUUGCAGCACGUGUAUCUGCAUAAGCUUUUCAAAAGAGACCAUCAUAAGGGGCAGCGCUACCACGAGAAGCAGAUCAGCCUUUACGCUGAAUUCGACCGACCCAACUUGCUUCCAUUUCUCCGAGACAGUAUCCAUUGCCCCCUUGAAAAGGCUCUUGAGAUCUGUCAACAGAGAAACUUUGUAGAAGAGACAGUUUAUCUUCUGAGCCGAAUGGGUAACAGCCGAAGUGCCCUGAAGAUGAUCAUGGAGGAAUUACAUGACGUUGAUAAAGCGAUUGACUUUGCCAAGGAACAGGAUGACGGGGAACUCUGGGAAGAUCUGAUUUUAUAUUCCAUCGACAAACCACCCUUUAUCACCGGCUUGUUAAACAACAUCGGCACGCAUGUUGACCCGAUUCUACUGAUUCACCGUAUUAAGGAAGGAAUGGAGAUUCCUAAUUUGAGAGACUCCUUGGUUAAAAUUCUGCAAGACUACAAUCUGCAAAUUCUGCUUCGCGAAGGCUGCAAGAAGAUUCUCGUAGCUGACUCCUUGUCCUUACUGAAGAAGAUGCACCGAACUCAAAUGAAAGGCAUUCUGGUUGACGAGGAGAACAUCUGUGAGUCCUGUCUUUCCCCUAUUCUCCCAUCAGACGCAGCUAAGCCCUUCAGCGUGGUGGUCUUCCACUGCCGCCAUAUGUUCCACAAGGAGUGCCUGCCUAUGACCAGCAUGAACUCUCCUGUGCAGUUCUGUAACAUCUGCAGUGCAAAGCACCGGGGACCAGGAAGUGCUAUUCUGGAGAUGAAAAAAUAGCCCAGCUCUGUUUGCCAGCCUCUGCCUCGCCUCACCGCUCUCUGAAGACCAUUUCUGCAGCAACAGAAGCUUUUGUUGACACCAGUGCCGUUAAGAGAUUUGUACAGGUUUAUGUCAUGCUUAAGAAAAGCUUCUUCAUCUUCUCCCAUUUACUAGAUGUUGCUCUUUGCAGUUGAUAAAGUUAGGGUUUUCCCUGUCCACGCCUUGAUGGGGGUUCACAGUCAGUAUUUCAUCAUUUAUUUGUUUGACUCAUUAUUUAGGAACGGAAACCUAAGUCUUGGAGUUGGAAGUGACUUUUUUUCGGUGCUAGUAAAACCAUCCGGCCGUCAUGUGGACUGCUGAGAGUUGGCCCUGGCUGGCCGAGUGCAUCUCACUGUGGCCAUCCAGCAGCUCCUUGGACCUUGUUUCCAUAUGCUCUGCCAGCAACAACUCUCAAAUUCUGGGUUUGGCUUUUUUUUUAAUAUGUCAUCAGCUGUUAUCUUCUUAAUAGGCACUGAAUGAUACAUGGUGCCUGUUGUCACUGACUCAGUGACGUCUGGGAAUAACGAGCCGUCUGACGCUCUGCAGUUUUAUGUUGACUAAUGACACGUUCUCUUUGUCUUGAUGACCAGCAGUGUCUGGCCCUGGCAGGCAUUCUGUGUUUGUUGAUUGAAUAAACAUUAGCUCUUCCCACUGUGAAA